AUGUUAGAGAAUCAAAAAGAAGAAGAAGAAGAUGAAGAUUAAUAUGAUAUUUUUAAUUAAGAACAAGAAAAAUCAAAUAAUUAAUAAUAAGUAUAAUCUUGUGUUUAUAAUAAUGUAUAAAAUAAUAAUUAAGAAUUUCUUGUUGUUAAUGAUGAAGAUGAUGAAGUUGUAGUUGCAGAUAACUUUUAUUGA
Messenger RNA from Ichthyophthirius multifiliis, 192 nucleotides. RefSeq lists its product as hypothetical. The transcript has a single exon. The record is from RefSeq and is a predicted model, not a curated record. Lineage: Eukaryota; Ciliophora; Oligohymenophorea; Hymenostomatida.